Molecule: messenger RNA, 2358 nt
Organism: Aedes albopictus (Asian tiger mosquito)
Lineage: Eukaryota; Metazoa; Arthropoda; Insecta; Diptera; Culicidae
Product: myoneurin
Exons: 4
Coding region: 136-2316 (726 amino acids)
Biological process (GO): regulation of transcription by RNA polymerase II
Cellular component (GO): nucleus
Molecular function (GO): zinc ion binding; RNA polymerase II cis-regulatory region sequence-specific DNA binding; DNA-binding transcription factor activity, RNA polymerase II-specific
Source: RefSeq, a predicted model, not a curated record
UUGCGAGACGCGAAGAAUCAAAACAAGCAGUUUCAUUUUCGUUUUCCGCAACAAAACAAAAAAAUAAUCGCUAAGUUUUCCUAGUUUUAUGGCGUAUUUGGUGAACAUUUCAAUUAAGUGAAUGAAGCACAAACCAUGGCGGCGUCGCUGAACCCGGAAUGGAACGUGACUUGUCGGGUGUGCCUGCAGGAGGGCGAAAUCCGCUCGCUGUUCGACGACACCUGCCCGGAAUCGAAUCUGAGCUACGGCGCCAAAGUGAUGCAGUGCUCCAGUGUGGAGAUCAGGCGGGACGAUUGCCUCCCGGAUCGGAUCUGCUUGCAGUGCAUCGAGGAUCUGAGGGUGGCCUAUCGGUUCCGGGUGAAUUGCGAGAGUUCCGAUGCGAUUUUGCAGUCGUACCGGGAAAUGGGCCAGGCGGAGACGGCAGCGGGGGAGUUGGAUUUUGAUAUGCGUUCGACGACGUCGUCGUCGGAAAUUCAAAUUCCGAUCAGCUCGGAUGUUCUGUACAGUUACAAACCUCCCUCGGGGUUGAAUGUGAAGCUGGUUUCCAGGGAGAAGUCGGUGCUGUUGGAGAAUAACGGAGAGAUUGUGAUGUGCGAUAAGAAUGAUGUGUUGGAUGAGGAACCUGUUGGAAAGGGGAGUCCUCAGCCUGUGGCGACACCGGAACCGGAAUGUGAGUCGUUCGUGGACGACGCAGAUUCGUUGAUAACGUAUGACGAUGCUUUGGCGCCUUCCCAAACGUCCCAAGCGGGUGACGUGAAGGAAGAGGAUACUGACGACGACGGACCGGAAGAGCGACCAAAGCUGAUCGAGGAUGAGCUGACGGAUCAGACGCCGGGGGAAGAGGAUAGUCACACUGUCGAUAAUGGACAUCAGGAUGAUGGCGGCGGAGGUGGUGACGAAAUGAAGCCGCAGCAGCAUCCGGACGAUAGCAGUGCUGAUAUCUUCUUCGAUGCGGAGGAACUGGUGUACGUGGGCAAGGAGGACGACCUGCUGAAUCAGCUGGCCAGCAUCAAGCGGGAGAGCGAUGUCGACGAUUGGGAAGUCAUUUAUGACGAAGAGGAUAGCGAGCAAUACUUUCAAAAAAUUCCUCAAUCGAAGGCAGACAAUUUUGACUCAAAAGAAUUCACCCAACUCCCAACGGAAAACACAAAACCCGUAGUCACGUUUAUGCCUCCACCUCAGAUGGGCAUGGGCCUGAUGAAAACGAUCCAAACCAUCCGGAAGGCAAACGUUCCCAACGAGGAGAAACCCACAAUCGAAACCGUGGUGACCAAACCGGGCCCGGAUGGCUCCCUGGAGACGGUGAUCCGCGUCAAGCGGAAUCUCAAACCGGCCAAGCAGCAGCACGUGUGCAAAUUCUGCAACAGUUCCUACAAGUACAAGCACGCCCUAGAGACGCACUUGCGGAGGCACCGGGGCGACAAACCGUACAAGUGCUCCGAGUGCGAGAAGGCCUUUGUGGUGCCGUUCGAGCUGCGGAGGCACAUGAGGACGCAUACCGGGGCCAAACCGUACAAGUGUAAGUUCUGCGAGCGGAAGUUUUCGGAUUUUGGGAGUAAGAUUAAACACGAGCGGACGCAUACCGGUGAGAGACCUUACGUUUGUGAUGUCUGUGAGAAGAGUUUUACAUAUUCACAUGUGCUGAACAGUCACAUGUUGAUUCACACCGGGGUCAAGAAGUAUGCUUGUCCCGAGUGUGGUAAGCGCUUCGCCAAAUCUCAUCAUCUCAAAUCGCAUCGGAACAUCCACGUGCGAACCGGUGUGAGUAAGAUCAAUCUCUACAAAGCUCUCCUCCCCAACGAACUCCCCAUGGUGAUGUCCCACGACGACACUUCAAAAGACCCCGGUAGCCUUCGAAUCGGCACCGUUGUGGACGACUAUGACGACGACGCACUGGUGGACCUGGACCAAUCGGGAGUGAUCGUACCCAGCCAUGUCGACCAGCUGAUAGCGGAAGUCGACAUAGUGGACAGCCGAAGCAACGACUUCCACCUGGAGGACCCCGUCGUGGCCAAUCCAUUCGGACAGCUUGUAAAUAUUAGCGACUACAUGACGACGAUUUCGACGAAAUCCGAUCCGCCGGAUCCGACGACCACGGGUUCGAUCGGGGUCAUCAUGGGCGAUGACGAUGACGAUGAUGACGACGAUGUGGGUUGCAGGGUUAUCACCGGGGACGUUAUCGAUCCAAGCCAGGUGACUACCGAUGUCAACGACGACGACGACCCACUGCUGAAUGUGGUGACUGUGCUGGCGUCCGGACAGGUACCGGGGCUGGUCGGUGGCGACUAUGGCAACAUCCAGAUCAUCAACGGGUGAGUGCGAGUGUGUUCAAAUAUAGAUGGUAUUUAUUGGAAUGAA